AUUCGAGCAGCGAGCGAGACAGUGUUGCGGAGACCGCGACCGGCAGCAGUGAGAACAGAUUUUCUGGUGCACGUCAUCGAACUUCGGGAUUACCAUGGCUUUGUCCCGUCUUCUUCCUACUUCCAGGGCUCUCUGCCAGCAGAGGCUCCCGGCUGCUUUAUGCAUGUCCUCCAGGAACGUUUCGGCCGACUCGACCGAUCUGAAAGGCAUCUUGGCCGACAAGAUCGCCGACGAACGAGUGCGCGUGAAGGAGUUCCGGCAGAAGUUCGGUAGCCAGACCGUCGGUGAAGUCACCGUGGACAUGAUGUAUGGAGGAAUGCGGGGUAUCAAGGGUCUCGUCACCGAAACCUCCCACCUGGACCCGGAGGAAGGUAUCGCUUUCAGAGGAUACACCAUCCCCCAGCUCCGAGAGAAGCUCCCGAAGGCACCGGGAGGUGAGGAACCCCUCCCCGAAGGUCUGUUCUGGCUCCUUCUGACCGGGCAAAUCCCCAGCGAGGCCCAGGUGAAGUCCGUGUCGAAGGCUUGGGCUGAACAAGCUGAUCUCCCGUCGCACGUUGUGAACCUCCUCAACAAUUUGCCUGCUAAAGUUCAUCCGAUGAGCCAGCUGUCGGCCGCCAUCACCGCCUGCAACACUGAGUCUAAAUUCGUCAAGGCCUACAAUGAGGGCGUGAACAAGAUGACUUACUGGGAGCACACCUUCGAUGAUUCGAUGAACCUCAUCGCUAAGCUGCCUACAAUCGCCGCAAUCAUCUACAAGAACGUAUACCGAAACGGCGAAUCGGUCGCCCCGAUCGAUGGUGACAAGGAUUGGUCGGCCAACUUCUGUAAGAUGCUCGGCUACAACGAGCCCCAGUUCACCGAACUCAUGCGUCUGUACUUGACCAUCCACUCAGACCACGAAGGAGGCAACGUUUCUGCUCAUACUUGCCACUUGGUCGGAUCCGCUCUUUCCGAUCCGUACCUGUCGCUCGCUGCCGGCAUGAACGGUCUCGCCGGUCCGCUCCACGGUCUCGCCAACCAAGAAGUUCUCGUCUGGCUGACCAAGCUCCAACAACAGCUCGGCAAGGACGUCUCCGACGAGCAACUUAAAGAAUUCGUGUGGAAGACUCUGAAGAGCGGUCAGGUCGUUCCCGGAUACGGCCACGCUGUCCUGAGGAAAACCGAUCCUCGUUACACCUGCCAGCGCGAGUUCGCUCUCAAACACCUGCCCAACGAUCCGAUGUUCAAACUGGUUGGACAGAUCUACAAGAUCGUUCCUGAUAUCCUCCUGCAGCUCGGCAAGGUCAAGAACCCAUGGCCCAACGUCGACGCCCACUCCGGAGUUCUUCUCCAGUACUACGGCAUGCGAGAGAUGGGAUACUAUACAGUGCUCUUCGGAGUUUCUCGCGCUCUCGGAGUUCUGUCUUCGCUCGUCUGGGACCGUGCCUUGGGUCUGCCCAUCGAAAGACCCAAGUCAAUGACUACCGACGGUCUCAUGAAGCUCUGCGGAGCAAAGUAAAUCCGGAACCUCUAAAUUCAAUCAAAUUCAUCCAUAGGUAGACUCGUUGGAGCGACAUCGUGGGGUUCCGGAAUCGACGUCCGGAUCUUCAGUCGAUUCAUUGAAUGGUAGAAAGACGAAAUGAUUUUAGUUCGGAGGCGUAGGCCGGGCCAGGCUCGAAAUUCAGUUCAAGCUAGUGUUUGGAGAGAGAAACAACCCAUCGAUAUUAUUAGUAGCCCAGUUAAUUUUCUUCCCCCGGAAUCGUCGGCUUUCCGACAUAGUUCCUUUUCUACAGACUAUUGACGUUAUGAUACGGUGCGCCACCUCCCUCGCCCGGUUUCUCUUCUUUCAAAGUUCGAAGCUUAGGGAGCUUGCAAAAUGUCACCAAUGGCACUCAGACCGAGGACUAAUGGAACGCACGCGAUUUCCGGUCUGGGAAACAAUGGAUAGAAUAUCUUUAGUACAAAUCCAUACCCGUUUCGCCAUCCGCCGCCUUUCGGCCUCGUCGAUGUGAAAUACGACAGAUCUGAAACAUCACCACUCGUCGACGAGACAAAGUGCUGCGGGUCAAUCCCCCAACCAAGCCCUGACCACGGCCACCAACCCCGAUCAAGCCCCCCUCUCACCCCACUUCUCACCCGGUAUCUCCGAAAACUCAGAAUUUUUUUCCUCAUAGUCCUUCAUAGAUUGUUUUCUCUCCCUGCGUCCCCUCCCGCCCUCUGACCGGGGAUACUCGGAGCAGCAGGAAAACCUCUGCCAAUGGUUGCGGAUGAUUGUCGUAGACUGUCUAAUUGAGGUCGGAAAUAGUUGAUGCGUGAAGAAGAGAAACGAUGUCCUUCACUCCCUCUGGGGUAAAUGAAUGUGUUCAGCAGCGGAUCAACUUUUUUGAAUUGGAGUGUAGAUUCUAAUUGACGAAGCGAACGCGGGGCUCUUCAGGGCAAUGCUGUUGAGCCCGAGGCGUCAGAACGGAUCGGAUUAUUCGGAACCUCGGAGAAAAUAUGCUUUUCAAGGAAUCGACGAACGUCUGCUCCGACAACGAUUGUGGUCGGCUCGUCGAUAGCCCAUGGAGCGAGCUUUUGGUCUCGGAUUGAAUCUUCGAGCCUGAGUGUGAGGUUUUCACCGUCACGCUUGCGAUGCUCUGGAAGUCAUCUCGAAGUGCAUGCCGGCUGUUUUGAGAACGUUGAGUAGGGAACAAUCUCAUUUUCUGUUCUGAGAGGACUGAACAUCUACCGCGUUUCAUGCGAUCGUCGUUAAAUUGAGCGAAAAUAAAUUAAAUGGUCGAGUACUUAAUACA
Molecule: messenger RNA, 2771 nt
Organism: Galendromus occidentalis (western predatory mite)
Lineage: Eukaryota; Metazoa; Arthropoda; Arachnida; Mesostigmata; Phytoseiidae
Gene: kdn
Product: citrate synthase
Exons: 6
Coding region: 95-1498 (467 amino acids)
Biological process (GO): tricarboxylic acid cycle; carbohydrate metabolic process; citrate metabolic process
Cellular component (GO): mitochondrial matrix
Source: RefSeq, a predicted model, not a curated record